AGUACUCUGAUAACUUUCGUUUCAACAUGACGUCGCAGGAUUUUAAACUGUACGAAAAUAUAUUUAUUGAGACAAAUCUACAGUCGAGUGAUUACGACGGGGUCAUUGUUAUAAUAUAUCCACAAGAAAAAAAUAUACGGUUACCCCGACACAUAUGUAGUUUUAUAGACAAAAUAUCUCUAUUAGACAAACAUAUUAAUACUGUCGCAACCGUUUGGAACUGUGACUAUGUGUCUGGGGGACGUUUGAUACUGUCCCCGACUGGGAAAAUAACGCCGUACCAUGAUGUGAAGGUGAUCAGAGAUGCCGCCAAGAAGGGCAUGCAGCGGGCUUUGGACGCUGGGAUGAAGAAACCUUUGUUGGUCGUGGAGAAUGUCGUCGACUUCCCCGAUGGACAAUUGGUUUGUAUUCUGGGAGCCCUUGAAGCGUUCUACGUUCCAUUACAAAUAAGGGAACGGCAGGAAUGCAGGAAUUUCAUCAGAAUCGGACUGCACGCCGAGGAAAAGGAAACGGAGUCCUUCGAGAGGAUCGUUAGGAAUGCAAUCGCCUUGGAAAGAGCUAGAAUAUUCACAAGGGAUAUAGCCGGUGGAGAUCCUGAGAGGAUGGCGCCAGCGAGAAUCGUGGAAUACGUCAAGAAUUUAUUCGCCGAAGACAGCAAUAUCACGAUCAACGUUAUUGACGAUGACGAAACUAUCGCAAAGGAUUAUCCACUUUUAGCAGCUGUAUCGAGAGCUGCUAAUCACGUGGAUCGGCAUAAGGCUAGAGUCGUUGAAAUAGAAUACAAAUCAUCCAACCCGAACAGAGUUACGGAAACUCUAAUGCUUGUAGGGAAAGGUGUGACCUACGACACCGGUGGUGCUGACAUUAAAAUUAGCGGCAAAAUGGCUGGUAUGUCCAGGGACAAAUGUGGAGCAGCUGCUGUCGCUGGUUUCUUGAAAACUUGCUCGAUUCUGAAACCACCACAUCUAAAGGUGAUAGGUGUUCUGUGUCUAUGCAGAAAUUCCGUUGGUUCAGAUUCGUAUGUCUCGGACGAGCUCAUCUUUUCCCGUGGGGGGAAAUCCGUGAGGAUAACGAACACGGACGCGGAAGGCAGACUCGCAAUGGCGGAUUCACUUUUCAAGCUGUCCGAAUUAGCUGGAAAGGAGCUCAAUCCUCACAUUUACACCAUAGCAACAUUGACCGGCCACGCCAGAGCUUGCUAUGGCAAUUACAGCGCUGCAAUGGAUAACCACAGCGCUAAAGCUACUAACCAUUCAUCGAAAUUACAAUUCAGCGGAUCGAGGGUCGGCGAAGGAUUUGAAGUAUCAGUCGUCAGAUCGGAAGAUUUAGCCGUGAAUGUUGGUAAAUGUAAGGGCGAUGACCUCGUGCAAUACGAUACGGACGCAAAGUUCCGUAAUCACCAACUGGCUGCGGGCUUCCUUAUCAAAGUCGGCGGCUUAGAAGAUAAAAACAUUAAGUUUACGCAUUUAGACAUCGCUGGUGCCGCUGGAAUCCCUCCCGAGGAGCCGACAGCUGUUCCCUUGCUCUCUCUCUGUCAUUUGCAUAAAGUACUUUUGUAAUUAGAUAUCUUCUGUAUUGUUUGCUUUUUAAAAUAUUAGUCGAAUGAAAAUAAAACAUAAAU
This is a messenger RNA of Vanessa tameamea, 1621 nucleotides long. It is a transcript of the gene Dip-B, whose product is annotated as putative aminopeptidase W07G4.4. The coding region runs from base 27 to 1559 and encodes 510 amino acids. The transcript has a single exon. Gene Ontology annotation, cellular component: cytoplasm. NCBI's taxonomy places the organism in Eukaryota, Metazoa, Arthropoda, Insecta, Lepidoptera, Nymphalidae. The record is from RefSeq and is a predicted model, not a curated record. Gene Ontology annotation, molecular function: metalloaminopeptidase activity; manganese ion binding. Gene Ontology annotation, biological process: proteolysis.